This is a messenger RNA of Myotis myotis, 3251 nucleotides long. It is a transcript of the gene RSKR, whose product is annotated as ribosomal protein S6 kinase related. Lineage: Eukaryota; Metazoa; Chordata; Mammalia; Chiroptera; Vespertilionidae. Gene Ontology annotation, biological process: protein phosphorylation. The record is from RefSeq and is a predicted model, not a curated record. The transcript is spliced from 12 exons. Bases 255 to 1460 code for a protein of 401 amino acids. Gene Ontology annotation, molecular function: protein kinase activity; ATP binding.
AUCCCAGCUCUGGUGUGAUACUGGCCCUAUACUGAUAGUUCUCUGCACAUUUUAGUUCUGGUUAUAAACCUCUUCUUAACCAAGGAUGAUAGGAUUUGGGGAUAAAGGUGAGGUUUGCUUGCAUCACUUGCAUCUCUAGUUAUGAACAGCAAGUAAGAGGCAGGGCUCAUGUGUAAUGUAGCAUUGGGGGGAGGAACUGCUUAUGUAACUGGGACAGCAGAUUUAGUCAAAGGAGGAAGAGGCAGAGGCUGGGAAUGGGAACAGUGUACUGUCGGCAGGGGCAACAUGCCCAGGUGGCUCUUUCUAAUAAGCAGGGUAGCAACAUCCAGGGCCCCUGGGUCCGAGGCUGGAAGAGCCUCUGGUCAGGUGUGGGGACCACCAGGUCAGGCCUGGAAGAACUGUGGGGACUGCGGGGGCAUCUGUGCCAGCAUCAGGAGCCAGCUUCACUGCUAGUAGAGAAGCCUCUGUCUGAGUGGCCAGUGCCUCAGUUCAUCAACCUCUUUCUGCCGGAGUUUCCCAUUAGGCCCCUUAGGGAGCAUCAGCAGCUAAAGGUUUUAGGCCUUGUGGCUAAAGGCUCCUUUGGAACUGUCUUCAAGGUGCUAGACUGUGGCCAGAAAGCAAUAUUUGCAGUGAAGGUGGUGCCCAAGGUCAAGGUCCUCCAGAAGGACAUCCUAAGGCAGUGCAAAGAGGAGGUUAGCAUCCAGCGACAGAUUGACCAUCCUUUUGUACACGGUUUGGGAGACAGCUGGCAGGGAAAACGGCACCUCUUCAUUAUGUGCAGCUACUGUAGCACAGAUCUGUACUCCUUGUGGUCUGCUGUUGGCUGCUUUACUGAGGCUUCCAUCCGCCUCUUUGCUGCUGAACUGAUCCUGGUGCUGUGCUAUCUCCAUGACUUGGGCAUCAUCCAUCGGGAUGUGAAGAUGGAGAAUAUCCUCCUGGAUAAACGAGGUCAUCUGAAACUGACAGAUUUUGGUCUUUCCCGCCACCUGCCCCAAGGAGCUCGAGCCUAUACUAUUUGUGGCACUCUUCAAUACAUGGCCCCAGAGGUCCUGAGAGGAGGGCCUUACAACCAUGCGGCUGAUUGGUGGUCCCUGGGUGUUUUGCUUUUCUCUCUGGCAACUGGAGAGUUCCCAGUGGCUGCAGAGAGAGAUCAUGUGACCAUGCUGGCAAGUGUGACCCACUUUGACUCUGAGAUCCCAGCUUCUCUUAACCAGGGGCUCUCACUUCUACUCCAUGAGCUCUUAUGCCAGAAUCCCCUCCAGCGUCUACAUCAUUUGCAUCGAUUCCAGGUCCACCCUUUCUUUCGGGGUGUGGCCUUUGACCCAGAGCUCCUACAGAAACAGCCAGUGAACUUUGUCAUGGAGACUCAAGCUACCCAGCCUAGUCCAUCAGAGUCCAUGCUGUUCAAGGACUUUGACUGUAACCUGGAGUCCUAUCUGGUCUACCCUGGACUUGCUUGAGCCCCCUCUACUAUAAACUGGGGCCCAUCUGGAAACCUGAGCAUCUCCUCCAUUGCCAACUCAGUAUGACCACCUCGAUGAUCCAGUUUUGUUUUUACUUUGUAGCCUCUUAUUGUUCUUCUAGGCCAAACAUGUCAAACGUGGCUGGGCCGUGAGUGUGACAUGCUUGUUCUAGGCCAGUGGUCGCCAACCUUUCAGACCUCAUGGACCACCAGUGGUCCGUGGACCACCAGUUGGCGACUGCUGUUCUAGGCAUUGUACCUGAGUUUAAAUCUUGGGCAUUCUGUUCUUGGCAGCCACGACUGACCUAGCUCUUCCCCUAUUAUACAACACACCUCUCAAUUCAACAUCUCAGAUCAAAGUGUUGACUUUUUCCUCUGCUUUAUUUCUUUAGUGCUCAUACCCUGAAGCUUUUAGCCAGAGGCUUAUUUCACUUUCCCCCCCUCCUUGUUUUUGAAUCACGUUUCUUUCUUUGAGCAAUAAUAACACUUGAUGAUUUUCCAAGGUGCUAUUUAUGUGUUUAACAGGCUUGUUAGAAGCAGUAUGAAUAUUUUUCAGAGGUCUCAAAAGCUGGCAUUUCAACCCAGGUAUACACCUAAAGCAUAUGAUUCUGGGGGCCAAAGCCAGUCUGUAAUAAAUUUUUUAAAAAAAUUUUAAGUAAAUUGUAACAGCCAAAUGUGAGGAAGAGAAUAAAUAGGGACUGAAACAUGGGUCGGGUAAAUGUCUUGAGGGGUAAUUGAAAUAGUUUUACAAAUUUCUUCCAAAUCAAAACCCCUUUGAAAGACAUUAGGAUUCUUAUAUCGAUCAUUGUCCUACACAUCCCAGGAUUCAGUUCUAAUGGGCAAACCAAGGGAUUAAGAGGCAUGACAUCAACCUUAAAAUUUUUUAUUCUUGUUAAUCCUCACCUGAGGAUAUUUUUCCAUUGAUUUUUAGAGAGUGGUAGGGAGGGGUGAAACACAGAGGGAGAGAAACAUCGAUUGGCUGCCUCCCGCAUGUGUCCAGACCAGGGCCGGGAUCCAGCCCCCAACCCAGGCGAUCGAACACAUGAUCCUUCAGUCCUCAGGCUGAUGCUCUUAUCUACUGAGCCCAACCGGCUAGGGCUCAACCUUAAAAUUUAAGAACCUUUUCCCUUAGUGAGAAAAGUCAUCUGGACCUUAAAUUUGUAUACAUUUCUGGCCUUUAUUCUUUAAAUUUUUCUUUAACUUCUCUAAAGCUUUAUUUUUAUUAUUCUUCAAUUAUAUCUGAUCUCUUUUUCCGAACCAAAAAGUCUGGCAGGUAUCCUGUGUACUUCUUUUAAUUCUGUCCCUGGAUUAUGCCAGAUUUUCCCUGUACAUUGCUAGUAUUUUAUCGGCCUCUUUAGAAUUGCUUUUUCUGGGUUGCACUUUGGCAAUUCGUAUCAAAUCCCUAUGAAAGUUAAUUGCUAUAGAAACUGUAAAGGGUAUUUAUGACUAUAUUCAUAAUGUUCUUUUUAAAGAUGCAUGGGAUAAAUUUUCUCUGAAUCCAGUUGUGCUUUUCCUGCAUUGCUGUUUGGUUUUACCUUAAAGAAGCUAAAUAUUCUACUGACUGUAUUUUUCUCUUCAUAUUGAUGCUAAACUACUUAGAGCCAAUUGGUGGCUGCUUCCAUCCAGCAAGUGUUUAGGACUUCAUGUUAUGUAUAUUGUAAGCUAGCCACAUUCUUGGUUUCCUUUAUUUUCCUAUGUUUUAAUAUUUUUAUCUUACUAUAUUAUCUGCAUCUUUGUAAGCCCUUUGGGAAUGAGGUUGGCAUAUAAAUAAAUAAAAGAAUGUAUCUAA